This is a messenger RNA of Salvelinus namaycush (lake trout), 4105 nucleotides long. RefSeq names its product WD repeat domain 35 (gene wdr35). The transcript has 27 exons. Lineage: Eukaryota; Metazoa; Chordata; Actinopteri; Salmoniformes; Salmonidae. Gene Ontology annotation, molecular function: protein binding. The record is from RefSeq and is a predicted model, not a curated record. Gene Ontology annotation, cellular component: non-motile cilium; intraciliary transport particle A. Bases 308 to 3823 code for a protein of 1171 amino acids. Gene Ontology annotation, biological process: non-motile cilium assembly; intraciliary retrograde transport; protein localization to cilium.
UGCGAAGUCGAAGUGCUGCAAAAAAAAUCUGGCUUGUGAAUUUAUUUUAUGAAGGAAACCCAUAGCUAUGAGAUGAAAUAAAUUCUCACCUAUGAAUGUAUCUUGCGCGGAGUUUGCUAGCUAUAUUCUAGAAUAGUUUGUUUGUAAACUGUUUGACAACGGUGACUGAAUCUCCAGCUAGCUAACGUUACUUCCAUAAGCUAGCUAGCAAGUUGCUAGCGUUAGCUCUCUAACAUCGCUAGCUGGCUAAUGUUAGCUUUAGCAAGCAAGUUCUAGUGAACGUGUGUUGAGUCACUUGGCAGCAACGAUGUUUAUUUAUCUCAGUAAGAAGAUUGCCAUCCCCAACAACAUACGGCUGAAGUGUGUGUCAUGGAACAAAGACCAAGGCUUUAUAGCCUGUGGAGGGGAUGAGGGUCUUCUCAAAGUCCUGAAGCUGGAGACACAGACAGACGAUGCCAAACUCAAAGGACUUGCAGCACCCAGCAAUUUGUCAAUGAAUCAGACACUUGAAGGCCACAGUGGUGCAGUCCAGGUUGUGACGUGGAAUGAGCAGUACCAGAAGCUUACCACGAGUGACCAGAAUGGUCUCAUUAUUGUGUGGAUGCUCUACAAAGGCUGCUGGUACGAGGAGAUGAUUAACAACAGGAACAAGUCCGUGGUGAGGAGCAUGAGUUGGAAUGCAGAUGGCCAGAAGAUUUGUAUUGUUUACGAGGACGGGGCAGUCAUUGUUGGAUCUGUAGAUGGUAACCGAAUCUGGGGGAAAGAGCUCAAGGGAAUUCAGCUCGCUCACGUGGCCUGGUCGCCAGAUAGCAAGAUCCUCCUUUUUGGGAUGGCCAAUGGGGAAAUCCACAUCUACGACAAUCAGGGAAACUUCAUUAUGAAGAUGACUGUCAGCUGUCUGCAUAACGUGACUGGAGCCAUCAGUAUCGCAGGGAUCCACUGGUACGCAGGGUCAGAGGGCUACGUUGAGCCAGACUGCCCCUGCCUGGCCAUCUGCUUCGAUAACGGACGGUGUCAGGUCAUGCGAUACGAGAGUGAUGAAAGCCCAGUGUUCAUAGACACAUUGAUGAACGUGGCCAGUAUCCAGUGGAACCAGUGUGGCAGCGUGCUGGCUGUGGCAGGCUCCCUGAGGGGCAUGGAGAAGGAGGUCAACGUGGUGCAGUUCUACACCCCAUUCGGAGAGCAUUUGCGAACUUUGAAGGUACCUGGCAAGCAGAUGACAGAGGUUGCUUGGGAAGGGGGAGGACUGAGGAUUGGACUGGCUGUGGACUCCUACAUUUACUUUGCCAACAUAAGGCCUGAUUACAAGUGGGGCUACUGCUCCAACACAGUGGUGUAUGCCUACACCAAGCCUGACCGGCUGGAGUACUGUGUGGUGUUCUGGGACACCAAGAACAACGAGAAGUUUGUCAAGUACGUCAAGAGCCUCAUGUCCAUCACCACGUCCGGAGACUUCUGCAUCCUGGCCACCAAGGCAGAUGACACACACCCACAGUAUGUGCUGGUUCUCUGUAACUCCAUUGGGACCCCGCUGGAUUCAAAAUACAUUGACAUUGAUCCUCUGUUCGUGACCAUGACUAAGACCCAUGUGAUCGCUGCGUCCAAGGAGGCUUUCUACACCUGGCAGUACCGCGUGGCCAAGAAGCUAACUGCCAUGGAGAUCAACCAGGUGUCCAGACCCAGGAAGGAGGGUAGGGAGAGGGUUUAUCAUAUUGAUGAUAGUCCAUCUGGGACCACUGAGGGCCCCCUGGACUUUGCCAAGGCCUUCACUGCAACACGAGACCCCAUUUGUUGCACCACAGCAACAGACAAGACACUGAUUGUGGGCCGUGAGUCUGGUACCAUCCACAAAUACAGCCUCCCUAACGUCGCUCUGGUGCAGAAAUACUCCUUAAACUACCGGGCCUACCAGCUCUCACUCAACUGUACCUCCAGCCGCCUGGCGAUUAUUGACAUUUCGGGAGUGCUGACGUUUUUGGACCUGGAGGUGCGUUCGUCUUCGGAUGAUGACUCUGGAAGCCAGGCGGGGACAGGCGACCCCUCCAAGUUUGAGCGUAAGGACGUCUGGGACAUGCAGUGGGCCAAUGACAACCCUGAUCUGUUUGCCAUGAUGGAAAAGACCAGGAUGUACGUGUUCAGGAACCUGGACCCAGAGGAACCCAUUCAAACGUCUGGAUACAUUUGCAACUUUGAAGACCUGGAAAUCAAAUCGGUCCUGCUAGAUGAAAUCAUGAAGGAUCCGGAGAGGCCGAACAAGGAUUACCUCAUCAACUUUGAGAUCCGCUCCCUCCGCGACAGCCGCGCGCUGAUCGAGAAAGUGGGCAUCGAGGACGCCUCCCAGUUCAUCGAAGACAACCCUCACCCCAGACUCUGGCGCCUGUUGGCCGAGGCGGCCCUCCAGAAGCUGGACCUGAAGACGGCUGAGCAGGCUUUUGUCCGCUGUAAGGACUACCAGGGCAUCGAGUUCGUCAAGAGCCUGGGCAACCUGCAGAGCGAAGCCAUGAAACAGGCCGAGGUGGCGGCCUACUUCGGCAGGUUCGAGGAGGCCGAGAGAAUGUACCUGGACAUGGAUCGCAGAGACCUGGCUAUCAGCCUGAGGAUUAAGCUGGGGGACUGGUUCCGUGUCCUGCAGCUCCUGAAGACGGGAUCAGGUGACUGUGAUGAUGCACUGCUGGAGCAGGCGUACAAUGCCAUCGGGGACUACUUUGCAGACCGACAGAAGUGGGUGAAUGCGGUCCAAUACUACCUUCAGGGGCGCAACCAGGAGAGGCUGGCAGAGUGUUACUACAUGCUGGAGGAUUACGAUGGACUGGAACGACUGGCUAGUUCUCUACCGGAGAACCACAAACUGCUACCGGACAUCGGCCAGAUGUUUGUCACCGUAGGCAUGUGUGAGCAGACGGUGAACGCCUACCUGAAGUGCAACCAGCCCAAAGCUGCUGUCGACGCCUGCGUUCAUCUAAACCAGUGGAACAAAGCUGUGGAGCUGGCCAAAAACCACAACAUGAAAGAGAUCAACUCUCUUCUGGCCAAGUAUGCCUCUCACCUGCUGGAGAAGAACAAGCCUUUGGAGGCCGUGGAGUUGUACCGUAAAGCCCACCAUUUCCUAGAAGCAGCUAAACUCAUGUUCAAGAUAGCGGAUGAGGAGGCUAAGAGGAGGACCCGGCCAUUGAGGGUGAAGAAGCUUUAUGUGCUGGCAGCCCUGCUAGUGGAGAACUACCACAGCCAAGUGAAGACCUCCCAGCAGAACAAGGCCAAGGGGAAGACGUCAGAGGCUACAUCUGCUCUAGCUGGCCUGCUGGAGGAGGACGCCACCUCGUCAGACAACCGCAUGGUGGACAGCGCCUGGCGUGGGGCCGAGGCCUACCACUUCUUCCUGCUGGCUCAGAGGCAGCUGUACGAAGGCUACAUGGUGAAAGCCAUGAAGACAGCUCUCCACCUACGGGACUAUGAGGACAUCAUCCCAGUGGUUGAGAUCUACUCCCUGCUGGCCAUCUGCUCGUCAGCCAACCGGGCUUUCAGUACGUGUUCCAGAGCCUUCAUCAAGCUGGAGUCCCUGGAGAGCCUGAGCCCUGAGCAGAGACAGCUCUACGAAGACCUGGCCCUGGAGAUCUUCACCAAACACAGCCCCAAGAACAACCACAUGUCUGGACAGGACAACGCUCCUGAGGGGGCUGAGGGGAAGCUGCCCACCUGCAUUGUGACCGGCUGGACCAUCUCAGAGUACCAGUUCUGGAUGUGCAGCGUGUGUAAGCACUGUGCACUGGAAAACGAGAUUGGCAGCCACAACUUCUGCCCUCUGUGCCACAGCUCGCUGGCAUAAAGUCCAAGAUCUUUAAGUCAAUCAGUACUGCAAACUUUUGAGUUUCCAAGGAUAAGCCCCAAGAACAGGGCAGCUACGGCACAUACAUUGGCUCACACUACACUCAGGCUAACUAAAUACAAUGCCUUCAGAAAGAAUUCAUAUCCCUUGAUUUAUUCCACAUUUUGUUGUUACAGCCUGAAGUCAACAUGGGUUAAAAAACAUUUUUCUCACCCAUCUACACACAUCUACACACAUAAUGACAAAGUGAAAACAGUUUUUUAGAGAUUUUUGCUAAUUUAU